Symsagittifera roscoffensis is the source of this 352-nucleotide messenger RNA. RefSeq lists its product as uncharacterized. NCBI's taxonomy places the organism in Eukaryota, Metazoa, Xenacoelomorpha, Acoela, Convolutidae. The record is from RefSeq and is a predicted model, not a curated record.
CGUGGAACAGAGUAGAUAAUAUAUAGUUUCAAAAUGCUGAAGUUUAUAUUGAUAUUUGUUACUUUGAACUUGAACGUAAUCGAUGGAGUCAGGUGGUCUUCCUUGAAAUUCUACCUCCCGGAUGAGGGGCACCCGACCGGAAAACUGUGCAAUGAUCACAGAAGAAGCUACUGUCUCUGGGGCUAUGAAAUUGAGUCCAAUGUCGGAGGCCAAGGUCACGAGAUGAUCCACCAUAGAAGGCCACACAUGUUCGACCACAGCCACUUCAUGCACCUCAUAAGCGACUCAGCAGACGGCAGAGAGCAGCUGUGGUCCAGAAUCAACUGGCUCUCCCUAGAUCCAGAACAUUGGG